AUGGAACACAUUGCAUCAGUUAGCCGGAGUAGCGGGCUCGAGCAAGGCGGGGAUGCCUUGAAGGAUUCCAAGGUGCAAGAACAGUACAGAGUGUUCGUGGGUGAGAAGCUACACAAGUUCUGGACAGAGAAGCAGACGAAGGAUGGGCAGGAGAACAUCUUAAUUUUGUUUCGAAAGCUUAGAGAAGGAAUCUUCGCGUCCAAGCGGAGUGAUGCCUUUGCAAUCGAAGUGUACGAAACCUCACUUUGCCUCUCCUCGCUAUUCGACUCCCCAAUCCAGACAUCUUCUAUUCUCUCUCACCUCCUGCCCGAACUCUACACCUCUGCAUCAAUCCAGCCUCCAAUCAGCUCGGUGCUGAUAUUGCUUCUUCACCACUUAAUCGCAGGAUAUCCAUCACAAAAGACCUACUUUGAACAUCUUUCGUAUCUCUCGCCCAACGUGCUCGAUAGGACAUCAGAAGCAUAUUUAUGGAUAUCAAAUCUAGCAACAAGCCUCCGCACCCUUAACCACAUCAAGGUUGAAGCACUUUCACGGCACGAUGCAUACAGGCAGUUCCUUUCUGUUUCCAAAUCAUCUGACGAAACAAAUGAUGAACUGGUCCGUCUAUCACAAGAUGCAGUGCACGCGCUGGUGGAACGGCUGAGAAGCAAGGCAAGGGAUAAGGCGUGGAUGGUGCUGCGCAGUGCAUACAGGGAGCUAUCAGCUUCAGAAGAGACUCAGACUUGGAUGGCCAAAUGCUUACUGCUUUCAACCGAGCAGACGCCUGGAUCAGGUCUUUCUUUACAGGAAUGGAUGGAUGGGCGAUGCCGAGACGGUCACCUUCGGCCGAAGGAAGGGGCAGUAGGAAGAUGGAUUGUCUGCAAGGUCAGAUGACCGCUACUGCUUAUAUUGAUGUUAAUUUAGUGUACGAUAGAAUGGUUAUGAUAACUUGUGAUCGUAUCUAAGUUUCAACCGAGAUCCAUCU
Molecule: messenger RNA, 964 nt
Organism: Suillus discolor
Lineage: Eukaryota; Fungi; Basidiomycota; Agaricomycetes; Boletales; Suillaceae
Exons: 5
Coding region: 1-873 (290 amino acids)
Source: RefSeq, a predicted model, not a curated record